Messenger RNA from Cuculus canorus (common cuckoo), 4518 nucleotides. It is a transcript of the gene AFAP1L1, whose product is annotated as actin filament associated protein 1 like 1. NCBI's taxonomy places the organism in Eukaryota, Metazoa, Chordata, Aves, Cuculiformes, Cuculidae. Gene Ontology annotation, molecular function: SH3 domain binding. The coding region runs from base 97 to 2409 and encodes 770 amino acids. Gene Ontology annotation, cellular component: cytosol. The record is from RefSeq and is a predicted model, not a curated record. The transcript is spliced from 19 exons.
GCCUCGGAGCGCAGACCCUGCCCCGCCGGGCGGCUGCGAGCGGUGACACUCGCCCUCCCGCGCCUCCCGGGGCGGAGGUGCCGCGGCUCCGCCACUAUGGACCGGCUCAGCGUGCUGGACCAGCUCCUGCCAGAGCUCAGCGUCUUGCUUAAACUGCUGGACCAUGAGUACCUGAGUGCCACCACACAGGAGAAGAAGCUGGCUGUCUCCACUAUCCUGCAGAAGCUGCAGCCACCCACAGGGAAGGACGUGGACUACAUGUACGUCAACACAGCAUCCCUGAGCAAUGGCACCAGCUUUGUGGAAUCUCUCUUCGAGGAGUUUGACUGUGACCUGCGGGAUCUCCAGGACAUGCAGGAGGAGGAGGGAGACACCAGUGAUGGUGUUAGCUUGGAGCCGAUGAGGAGCCAGACGGCAAAAAACAUUCCUGUGGAUCCUGCUCCACCACUGCCCACCACUCCUCCGCCUGAGGAUUACUAUGAAGAAGCCCUGCCCCUGGGCCCUGGCAAGGCUCCCGAGUACAUCACCUCCCGCAACAGCUCCAGCCCCCCCAACUCCAUAGAGGAUGGCUAUUACGAGGAUGCAGACAGCAAUUACCCAGUCACCAGGAUAAAUGGGGAACAAAAAACCUCUUACAAUGACUCGGAUGCGAUGAGCAGCUCUUACGAGUCGUAUGAUGAGGAGGAGGAGGAGGGGAAGGGCCAGCAGCUCACACACCAGUGGCCAUCGGAGGAAGCCUCCAUGAACCUGGUGAAGGAUUGCAGAAUUUGCGCUUUCCUGUUGCGCAAGAAGCGCUUUGGACAGUGGGCCAAGCAGCUCACCAUCAUACGGGACAACAAACUGCUGUGCUACAAAAGCUCCAAGGACCGGCAGCCACACAUGGAGGUGCCCCUGGUCUCCUGCAACGUCAUCUACGUCCCCAAGGAUGGGCGACGCAAGAAGCACGAGCUGCGGUUCUCACUGCCAGGGGCUGAAGCACUGGUGCUGGCUGUGCAGAGCAAGGAGCAAGCUGAGGAGUGGCUGAAGGUGAUAAAAGAAGCCAGCAGUCCAGCAGCAGGCGGGAUGGAAGCUCCCACCUCCCCGGUGAUGCCAUGCAAGAUGGACCUGGAUAAGCGGCUGUCGCAGGAGAAGCACACCUCUGACUCGGACAGUGUGGCGACGGCUGAGACCAGCUCUCCAGCAUCCCGCAGAGAGCCCAGUGAGCACGGGAAAGGCAAAAAGAGUGGCUUGGCCGACCUGAAGGGCUCAGUAAGCCGGGCAGCAGGGAAGAAGAUCACCAGGAUCAUCAGCUUCUCCAAGAAGAAGCCUUCCCCUGAGGACACGCAGACAUCCUCCACCGAGGAGGACAUCCCCUGCUGUGGAUACCUCAGCAUCUUGGUUAACCAGUGCUGGAAGGAGCGCUGGUGUCGCCUGAAGGGCAACACACUCUACUUCCACAAGGACCGCACCGACCUGCGGACCCACGUGAACGCCAUCAUCCUCCGGGGCUGUGAGGUGGUCCCGGGUCUGGGCCCCAAACACCCCUUUGCCUUCCGCAUCCUUCGCAAUGGGCAGGAGGUGGCAGCGCUGGAGGCAAGCUGCUCUGAAGACUUGGGCCGCUGGCUGGGUCUUCUCUUGGUGGAGACUGGCUCACAGACAGCACCAGAGGCAUUGCACUAUGACUACGUGGACGUGGAGACAAUUGCCAACAUAGUGACGGCUGUGAGGCACUCCUACCUAUGGGCCAGUUCUUCCCAGGACCACCAGCCAGACUCCUCCCGCGUGGUGUACGAUGACGUCCCCUAUGAGAAGGUUCAGGCUGAGGAGGAGCCAGCACGGCCGGCAGGAGCCCAGGUGAAGCGCCAUGCCUCCUCCUGCAGUGAGAAGUCACGGCGGGUGGACCCACAAGUCAAAGUAAAGAGGCACGCAUCAAAUGCCAACCAGUACAGGUACGGGAAGAACCGGGCUGAGGAGGACGCCAGACGAUUUCUGACGGAGAAGGAGAAGCUGGAGAAGGAGAAAGCAUCGAUCCGCAAUGAGCUGGUGUUGCUACGGAAAGAAAAGCGAGAGCUGCGGGAAGCAAUGAAGGGCAGCACAGGGUCAAAGCUGCAGGACCUGGAGCAGCGGGUGGCAGUGUUGGAGGAGCAGUGCCGGCAGAAAGAGGAGUACCGUGUGGACCUGGAGCUCAAGCUGACCGAAGUGAAGGAGCGGCUGAAGCAGUCGCUGGCAGGAGGGCCAGCCCUGGGGCUGGCUGUGACUGGCAAGGCUGAGAAUGAGGAAGCUACGAACAAGCCAAACGGGACCCCCCCUGAGCACUUGGUGCCUGUUAACUGUGCAGCUGAACUGAGAAAGAGAAGUCCCUCCAUCCUCCCUGCCAACAAGGGAAAUGUGCUACGGAAAGCCAAGGAAUGGGAAAAGAAGCAGACUUAAGCCAGGCUGUGGAAACACCUGCCAAGCCUCUGCCGGACGCUGAGGCUCAUGGAGGAGCCACAACCCCCUUUUCUCUGAGGCACCGGGACAGGGCUGAGAAGGCAUGUGGGGAGAGAGGUCCUCCCACACUCCACCACUGCAGCACCAUCAGCCUCGUGGGCAACACUAUAAACCAUGGGGAAGGGGGUGGGAGAGGGAUUUGGGAGGAGGGUGGGAAAGGGGAGUCCUUUGUGGAUCAUGGUCACAAACUACUGGGAAACCCGUCUCUGAGGUGAGCCUCCUCCAGGAGUUGGGCAUGAGGUGUAUGUGCCCAUGGUGGUGCAGAAGUAAGAAGAGGAGAGCCUGAUGGCUGGCAGCCAGCGUUCCGAUUUAUCAGGAUGAGCGUGUGCCACCCUGGCGAUGCUGGAGGCCAGGCUAACACUUUCUAAAGUGACCACAGACUCAUUGGGGAUUUUUGACUGCCUCAGUGUUGGGGUUCAUGAGCUGCUCAGGACUGGAUGCUUCAGAGACACUGAUCGUUUGCCCUGCUCACUGCUCCCAGCUCUGCAGGGUCUCAUCUCAGGGUUCCUCGUGUCUCGAGCUCGCUGUGCCUCAACCAAGUGCCUUUGUCCACUAUUUCCUUCUUGUCCUCCAGGCAGUAAGGGUGAGAGCACGCUGACUUCCCUUGGGAAUGCACAAAGCUCAAGUGUCGGCGUUUGAAAGCAAAUUAACAGUGGACACAUUUCAACCUUGCUAAACAGCUUAGAUGUGCUGCAAAGGGCUGAGGCUGGAGGCAGCCCAGCUCUCUCUGCCCUAGCCCCUUACCAGCUUUUGAGUGAGCAGGGAAAGGGAUGGGUUUGUCUCCUGGCCAACAGCACAUUCACAGUAUCGCUGCUGCAGUCAGACACGGUUUGCCAAGGCAUGUGGUCAAAAUGGAGCGAAGGGAAGUUUAAAAGUUAAAGAAAAAUAGGCUUUCAAUUGAGGGGACUGGAACAGAAAGGAAAAAUAGAGGAAGGUCAUUUAGCACUGGCAGUAACAAGGGACCGGAAUAAAAGGGAAAGGCCCAGGCUUUUGUGCCGGGAAAGGGAGCCAGCCCAUGGCCCACUCAUGCUAAUGACUGCCACAAUUAACCUUUGGAGCUCGCUCUUUCAAAGCCCUCUUGCUGGUAACUAGGUAAGCAGCUUUUAAUAAAAACGCUGGCACUGGUAUGCCCCUUCGUGGUGGAGGGACCAUGGUGGAUAAAACUACUCUUGCUCACAGGAAUGGGGCAGGACAGCUCUGAGGUGGGCUCGGCAUCCCUGUGGCAGUGGCUGCUGGGACUGGCAGGCUGGGUGAAUCUUGUAUGCUGGGUUAGAGACUGCAGUUAGCUCAGAGCCGUGAGCUUAGCUGCCUGCUGCCCAGGCUGGAGAGGCUCCCUGUCUGUCAGGGAUAAGGUGCAGGAGCAUUCCCAAAGUGCUCGUCCUCUUCUCUGCAGCAUCUUCCCUGUACUGGUUGCCAUUGCUUCUGUUGCCUCUGGGACUUGGAUCACCACCGUCACGUUUCAUCUCAGAAAAGGGAUGAAACCGCCUUUCCUCAAAGCAUCACCUCUGCCACUAAACAAACAAGGAAGCUGUGCCCACAGUGGGGAGAAAUGGAGCAGGACCACCAUAGCCUGUGAAAGCACAUCAUAGAACCACAGAACGGUUGGGGUUGGAACACACAUCAAAGAUCAUCCAGUUCCAACUCCCGGCCAUGGGCAGGGACACCUCCCACUAGAUAAGGCUGCUCAAAGCCUCAUCCAACCUGGCUUUGAACACCUCCAGGGAUGGGGCAUCCAUGACUUCUCUGGGCAACAUGGCCUUUCAAUUUACCCACGCUGCCAAGAAGCAGAGUUACCCGUUGGUGCACAAACCCCACAAAAAGCAUGUUCAGCAAUGAGGGCGAGCCAGACAGACGCUGGGGUGAGCUGUGCUGAGAGGACCAGCCUUAAACCCUAGGGGCUGAGUGAAACCCAUCGUAUGGCUCAUUGGGAAAAGCACCUCUGCGCUGCUUUGGCAUUGGUGCCACAGCGACACAAGGGGCUCAUCUGCGGGGUGAGGAAGCGAAAGGGAAGAUUCAUUCCUCAUGCCUUUGGUCCAGAGUGUGUCCAGA